This is a messenger RNA of Fusarium sp. VM40, 2343 nucleotides long. Lineage: Eukaryota; Fungi; Ascomycota; Sordariomycetes; Hypocreales; Nectriaceae. The record is from the annotation of a GenBank genome assembly.
AUGCACGGCAUCUCACCUAGCUGGCUUCUGCUGGCCUCUGGCCUCGUGCCUAUCGUGGCCGGCGAUGGCUGCCCCUUCGCCAAGCGAGCCACCGACUCCAACUUGGUUCCUCCCAGAGCUAUCGGCGAGGAUUUCGGCCGAUGCCGCGUCGCUAGCAACCAAGCUGGUGGUGGUUCAAGAAGCAAGGACUUCUGGCCUUGCCAACUGAAGCUCGAUGUUCUGCGACAGUUCUCACCGCAGUUCAACCCUCUGGGCCAGGAGUUCGACUACACUGAGGCCUUCAAGUCUCUGGACUACGAGAGCCUCAAGAAGGACCUUCACGAGCUUCUCACAGAUUCUCAGGAUUGGUGGCCUGCUGAUUUCGGUCACUACGGUGGACUGUUCAUGCGAUUGGCAUGGCACAGCGCCGGUACCUACCGUGCCAUUGACGGCCGCGGUGGUGGUGGAAUGGGUCAACAACGAUUUGCCCCUCUCAACAGCUGGCCCGACAACCAGAACCUCGACAAGGCUCGUCGUCUGCUCUGGCCCAUCAAGCAAAAAUACGGCAACAAGAUCUCAUGGGCUGACUUGAUCCUUCUCGCUGGCAACGUCGCCCUCGAGGGCAUGGACUUUGAGCCUCUCGGUUUCGCCGGUGGCCGUCCCGAUACUUGGCAGGCCGAUGAGUCCAUCUACUGGGGAGCCGAGUCUACCUUUGUCCCUAAGGGCAACGAUGUCCGCUACAACGGCAGCACCGACAUCUUCAACCGAGCCGACAAGCUCGAGAAGCCUCUGGGUGCUACUCACCUCGGUCUCAUCUACGUCAACCCCGAGGGUCCCGACGCUAGCUCUGACCCCAAGGCUUCUGCCCUUGACAUCCGCGUUGCUUUCGACCGUAUGGGUAUGAACGACGAGGAGACUGCUGCCCUUAUCAUUGGUGGUCAUACCUUUGGUAAGACCCACGGUGCUGUGCCUGCAUCCAAUAUUGGCCCUGAGCCCGAGGCUGCUGAUCUCGGAGAGAUGGGUCUUGGCUGGCACAACAAGGUCGGUGAAGGCAACGGCCCUAACCAGAUGACCAGUGGCCUUGAGGUUAUCUGGUCCAAGACACCCACCAAGUGGAGCAACCACUUCCUCGAGAGUCUUCUCAAGAACGAAUGGACCCUCGUCGAGAGUCCCGCCGGAGCUCACCAGUGGGAGGCCCUUAACGGUACCGUCGACUACCCGGAUCCUUUCGACAAGACCAAGUUCCGCCGCGCCACCAUGCUCACCAGCGAUCUCGCCCUCAUCAACGACCCCGCUUACCUCAAGAUCUGCAAGCGCUGGCUCAACAACCCCAAGGAGAUGGGCAAGGCCUUCUCCCGCGCCUGGUUCAAGCUUCUCCACCGUGAUCUCGGCCCUCACGCUCGCUACCUCGGUCCUGAGGUUCCUAAGGAGCAAUUCAUCUGGCAGGAUCCUCUCCCCGCGCAGAAGGGUGAGACCAUCAGCCAAGCCGAUAUCACCAGCCUCAAGUCCGCCAUCCUGUCCGCCGAUGGUCUUACUGUUUCCAAGCUGGUUUCCACCGCCUGGAACUCUGCUUCUACUUUCCGCCACUCCGACAAGCGUGGUGGUGCUAACGGUGCCCGCAUUGCUCUUGAGCCCCAGGUCAGCUGGACCAGCAAUAACCCCAAGCAGCUCAAGCAGGUUCUUUCCGCCCUCAAGACCGUCCAGAAGAACUUCAACUCCAAGUCCAAGUCCAAGCAGGUCUCUCUGGCUGACCUGAUUGUCCUCGGUGGUGUUGCCGCUGUUGAGAAGGCUGCCCAGGAUGCUGGCUUCAAGAGCGUCGAGGUCCCCUUCACUCCCGGCCGUGUUGAUGCUACCCAGGAGCAGACCGAUCUCAAGCAGUUCGGCUACCUUGAGCCUCUUGCCGAUGGUUUCCGCAACUACGGCCACGGAACUGCCCGCGCCCGCACCGAGGAGAUCCUUGUCGACAGAGCCGCUCUCCUGUCCCUCACACCCCCCGAGAUGACCGUCUUGGUCGGUGGUCUCCGCGCCCUCAACGCCAACUUCGACGGAUCCUCCAACGGUAUCCUCACCGAGAAGAAGGGCCAACUGACCAACGACUUUUUCGUCAACCUCCUCUCCCCCAACUUCCAGUGGAGCAAGAAGGACAGCCAGGGCGAGCUCUGGACUGCCACCGACCGUGCCACCAAGUCUGCCAAGUGGACUGCCACCCGUGCCGACCUGGUCUUCGGAUCCCACGCCGAGCUCCGUGCUAUUUCUGAGGUUUACGGUAGCGCUGAUGCCAAGGACAAGUUUGUCAAGGAUUUCAUUGCUGCUUGGACCAAGGUCAUGAACCUCGACCGCUUCGACGUCAAGGUUGAGAACUAG